Humulus lupulus (European hop) is the source of this 3204-nucleotide messenger RNA. RefSeq names its product coatomer subunit gamma. The coding region runs from base 148 to 2811 and encodes 887 amino acids. Gene Ontology annotation, molecular function: structural molecule activity. Gene Ontology annotation, cellular component: endoplasmic reticulum; COPI vesicle coat; Golgi membrane. Gene Ontology annotation, biological process: endoplasmic reticulum to Golgi vesicle-mediated transport; protein secretion; intra-Golgi vesicle-mediated transport. The transcript has 18 exons. The record is from RefSeq and is a predicted model, not a curated record. NCBI's taxonomy places the organism in Eukaryota, Viridiplantae, Streptophyta, Magnoliopsida, Rosales, Cannabaceae.
AAGUUUGGUCCUAUGUUCUAAAAAUUCAUCUUCUAAACUCCACUUCUUUCUUCUCUACUCAGCAAGACCAGAGUGAGAGAGAGAGAGCGAGAGAAUAUCACAACCCCCAGCGUCAAGUCCGGACAGGUCCCCCUCGAGAUCUCGAAGAUGGCUCAGCCUCUGGUGAAGAAGGACGACGAUCGUGACGACGAAGCGGAUUACUCUCCGUUUUUGGGGAUCGAAAAGGGUGCUGUUCUUCAGGAAGCUAGAGUUUUCAAUGAUCCUCAGCUUGAUGCCAGAAGAUGCUCCCAGGUUAUUACCAAGCUUUUGUACCUACUGAACCAGGGAGAAACCUUUACGAAGGUUGAAGCUACAGAGGUUUUCUUUGCUGUGACAAAGCUUUUCCAGUCAAGAGAUAUAGGCUUAAGGAGAAUGGUUUAUCUAAUGAUAAAAGAGCUCUCUCCCUCUGCAGAUGAGGUGAUUAUUGUGACAAGCUCCCUUAUGAAGGACAUGAAUAGUAAAACCGAUAUGUAUCGGGCGAAUGCCAUUCGUGUGCUUUGUCGGAUUACAGAUGGAACACUUCUUACACAGAUCGAGCGAUAUUUAAAACAAGCCAUUGUUGAUAAGAAUCCAGUGGUUGCAAGUGCUGCUUUAGUUAGUGGCAUCCAUUUACUACAGACAAACCCAGAGAUUGUGAAAAGGUGGAGUAAUGAGGUUCAGGAGGCUGUUCAAUCUAGAGCAGCUCUGGUGCAGUUCCAUGCACUUGCUUUGCUCCACCAGAUCCGGCAGAAUGAUCGAUUGGCAGUGAGCAAGCUGGUUACUAGCUUAACAAGAGGAACUGUUCGCUCUCCAUUAGCCCAAUGCCUGUUGAUUCGCUACACUAGCCAGGUCAUCCGAGAAUCAGGUAACAUCAGCCAAACAGGGGACCGACCAUUUUAUGAUUAUCUUGAGAGUUGUCUGCGCCAUAAAGCAGAGAUGGUGAUUUUUGAGGCUGCCAAAGCAAUCACAGAGCUCAGUGGUGUGACCAACAGAGAAUUGACUCCAGCCAUCACUGUUCUUCAGCUCUUUUUAAGCUCGUCAAAGCCAGUGUUAAGAUUUGCUGCUGUGCGCACUUUGAACAAGGUGGCAAUGACACAUCCGAUGGCUGUCACAAACUGCAACAUUGAUAUGGAAAGUUUAAUAUCUGAUCCCAACAGAAGCAUCGCGACUCUUGCCAUCACCACACUUCUGAAGACAGGGAAUGAAUCAAGUGUGGAUCGCUUGAUGAAGCAGAUAACUAAUUUCAUGUCUGAUAUUGCUGAUGAGUUCAAGAUUGUUGUGGUGGAAGCAAUAAGAUCAUUGUGUUUGAAGUUUCCAUUGAAGUACAGAUCUUUGAUGAACUUCCUAAGUAACAUUCUUAGAGAAGAAGGUGGAUUUGAGUACAAAAAGGCAAUUGUUGACUCAAUUGUGAUCCUCAUAAGAGAUAUUCCUGAUGCAAAAGAAAGUGGGUUGCUUCAUCUCUGUGAGUUCAUUGAAGAUUGUGAAUUUACCUAUCUAUCCACACAGAUACUUCACUUUUUGGGGAUUGAAGGGCCAAAAACCUCAGAUCCCAGCAAGUAUAUAAGGUAUAUUUAUAAUCGAGUACAUCUUGAGAAUGCCACUGUCAGGGCCAGUGCUGUGAGCACAUUGGCAAAGUUUGGUGCUCUUGUUGAUUCCUUGAAGCCUCGAAUUUUUAUUCUGCUGAGGCGAUGUCUGUUUGACAGUGAUGAUGAGGUUCGUGACAGGGCUACUCUCUAUCUGAAUACUCUUGAGGGAGAUGGCUCCAUUGUUGAAACUGACGAAGAAGUAAAGGACUUCCUCUUUGGAUCUUUGGAAGUUCCACUUGCCAAUCUAGAGACAAGUUUGAAAAAUUAUGAGCCUUCAGAAGAACCUUUUGACAUUAAUUCUGUACCCAAGGAGAUUAAGUCUCAGCCGCUUGCAGAGAAGAAAGCUCCUGGUAAAAAACAAACUGGGUUGGGAGCUCCUCCAAGUGGCCCUCCAUCCACUGUGGAUGCUUAUGACAAGUUGCUUUCCUCUAUUCCAGAGUUCUCAAGCUUUGGAAAUCUUUUCAAGUCCUCGCCACCUGUGGAGUUGACGGAAGCAGAAACCGAAUAUGCAGUUAAUGUUGUUAAGCAUAUUUUUGAUGGCCAUGUUGUGUUCCAGUAUAACUGCACCAAUACAAUCCCAGAGCAAUUACUGGAAAAUGUCACUGUUCUAGUGGAUGCUUCAGAAGCUGAGGAUUUCAAUGAAGUAGCAUCAAAGCCUCUCAGAGCUCUUCCUUAUGAUACACCUGGACAGACUUUUGUGGCAUUUGAAAAGCCUGAAGGAGUCUCUGCAGUUGGAAAGUUUUCAAACAUGUUGAGAUUUAUUGUUAAAGAGGUUGAUCCAAGCACGGGGGAGGCAGAUGAAGAUGGUGUAGAGGAUGAGUACCAGCUGGAGGACCUUGAGGUUGUUGCAGCAGAUUACAUGUUGAAAGUAUUAGUCUCCAAUUUCAGGAAUGCAUGGGAAAGUAUGGACCCUGACAGCGAGCAGGUGGAUGAAUAUGGUCUUGGCCCAAGAGAGAACCUAACUGAAGCUGUGAAUGCAGUCAUCAGCCUUCUGGGAAUGCAGCCUUGUGAGGGCUCGGAAGUUGUUCCCAACAACUCGAGGUCGCACACAUGUCUACUAUCUGGUGUUUACAUGGGCAAUGUGAAGGUGUUGGUUCGCUUGUCUUUCGGGAUUGAUAGUUCAAAGGAAGUUGCAAUGAAAUUGGCCGUCCGAUCUGACGACAUCAGCAUCAGUAGUGCAAUUCAUGACAUUGUGGCCAGCGGUUAGUUGGCCUCAAAGGGGGAAAUGCUUUGUGUUUAAUCUAAGGCCUUUUCAUAUUCUUCAUGAGAUAUAGGUAGCGGGUGGUCUUCCAAGAAAGGACCUUGCCAUUCUGUAGAGAAAGAUGCACUUAAGACAACAUUAAAAUUUUAAAGGCUUUGCAAGAGAUUAAUUUGUCCUUCUAUGCACGAUGUUUCUUAAGGUCUUACCCUUGCCAUUAUUCCUUUUUGCUUCCUCAUUUUGUUAUUUAGUUUUUCAGUUUGGUUCUGUCAAUUAAAGUUCACAUUUGUUGACAUUGAAAUUUUGAGGCACCGUCUUCAUUACACACUAGUCAAUUGUAUUGUUUGCAAACUCUGGUUAUUGAACCUGGACUGGAUUAUAUAUACAGUGUAUUGCUCGGUA